AUGCACUCGCAAGAUGUUGCACUAAUAGCGGAAGUACGCCUUCAGAGAGUUGUUCCAUCGUUCCGCUCAAGUAAACUUUUGCAGGCUCCAAAGGGACAUUAUGUGGAAUUGAACUUCAGCUUGGAGACUUCACAUGCAACACCAUGCAUUGAUGAUAUGUAUCUUGAGGUUCGUGAUGGAUACAACAAGUCUGCCAAUCUUCUUGGUGUAUUUUGUGGAAGGGACAUUUCUGUCCAACCCAACCUGGAUAAAGUGGCCAAAAUUCAGUCCGUUCUUUCAAACCAUCUCUCAUCCCUCUGGUGCCCAGCACAAGGCGCACCGGCACCAGUCAUUGUUUGGAGAAAGAACGGCAUUGUGGUACAGAACAGUACAAGUGUCAAAUAUCAGCUGACCAUUACUGAAGAAAACAACUACAGCUGCGAGGUGAAGAGGCAGGAUGGUUUUGACAAGAAAGAAAUCAGUCUUGUUAUGGAAAGGUGCCCUGAUCCCUGCAGAUGUGAAACUGCGGUUGGAAUCAUGCGUGCAGUUACCCGCAUUGAAUGUAGGGGAAAACAUUUACAGUCAGUUCCACGACACUUGCCCCUCUCGACAGCGAAAUUGAACCUGAAAUACAACCAAAUAAAGGAACUACCACCUGAAGUCUUCCAAAACAACACCGAGUUGGCCGUUCUGAUCUUAGGAGGAAACCAGAUAGAGGGGCUACAAUUGGGAGUCUUUAGUAACAACAAGAAGUUGACCCACUUGGACUUGAAUAACAACUGGAUAAAUGAGCUACCACCUGGAGUCUUCAAUAAUAACAUUGAGUUGAUCGAACUGAACCUGAAAUACAACCAAAUAAAGGAACUACCACCUGAAGUCUUCCAAAACAACACCGAGUUGGCCGUUCUGAUCUUAAGAGGAAACCAGAUAGAGGGGCUACAAGUGGGAGUCUUCAGUAACAACAAGAAGUUGACCCACUUACAACUUAACGACAACGACCAAACAGAGUUACCAGAGGGUUUGUUUGAUGGUUUAAGAGCAUUGACACGCCUAUGGCUGCAAAAUAACGGAAUCAGGAAGCUUUCUAAACACGUUUUCAAAGAUUUGACUAGUUUGGAAGAGCUGGAUCUGUCUAAUAAUAAGGUUGAGAAUCUGCCUCAAGACGUCUUUAGCAACCUAACAACUCUCAAAAACCUGUUUUUAUCCAAAAACCAAAUUGGAGAAUUACCAUCAACGAUAUUUGUUAACCUGACCAAGCUUAAGGCAUUAAAAAUAGAGAAAAAUAAUUUAAUAAAGCUCCAUCCAAAACAAUUUCGCGGACUGGCACAGCUGUCUGAGCUCCAUCUGUCGGGAAACAAAUUCAGAAAUUUGCCACAAGGAAUUUUUAAAGGCCUAAAGGAGCUUGAGAUUCUAGAACUCUUUGACAACGAAUUGAGGAAUGUUUCCAUCAACAACUUCAACGAAAUCAGGCAGUUAAAAAUUCUAUAUUUGCAUUAUAACUACAUGAGGGAGAUUCCCUACGGAUUUUUUAAAGAGUUGAAGGAUAUAUUACGAGUGAGUUUGGACACAAAUCUGAUGUGUUGUCAUAUGCACAAGGAGGACGCUGAAUGUGCUUUCAUUGAUAACGACGACUUUGCCAACUGUGAGAGCAUGUUUAAGAAUUCUGCCCCGAGAAAGAGUAUCUGGGCGAUAGGAAUCUUUUCUCUGGUUGGUGCAGUGUUUGUUAUCACGUGGCGAGUAAUCUUUAAAGAAAAGAACGUGGUACAGUCUAUCAUGUUGCUCCACUUAGCAGUGUCCGAUGGUUUGAUGGGUAUUUACCUGGUCUCUCUUGGCACUAAAGAUCUGUUGUGGAGAGGAGAGUAUUACUUGCAUGACUUCCAGUGGAGGUCUGGUUUGUCUUGUCAAAUAAUUGGAGCGAUCUCCCUCUUGUCAAGUGAGGUGUCGGUUAUGAUGAUGACUCUGAUAUCUGCUGAUCGGCUUAAAAAUAUUGUGUUUCCUUAUCAGGGUGCUUCUCUGAAACCAAAGGCAACACAUAUCCUAUGCAUCAUCAUAUGGGCAAUUGGCUUCCUUAUGGCCUUUUUGCCCAUGUUUGGUAUUCAGUAUUUUGAAGACCCUUUCAGGUACCAUAGUUAUUAUGGUAGAAGUGUGGUAUGUCUGCCCUUGCAGCUUACUUCUGAUAAGCCGGCAGGUUGGGAGUAUUCUGUCGCUAUCUUUCUCGCUUUGAAUUUUGCUUUUUUCUUGUUCAUCAUGGGUGCUUAUCUCAUGAUACUAGUCAAGUCUUACUUGUCUAGCCGGCGACUGGCCCGUCAGGGUACUGAAAGAGAGAUCCAGGCCAGAAGAGCAAACUUUAGGAGGGAAACGGCUCUUGCAAGGCGGGUGUUUUUCAUCAUCCUGAGUGAUUGUGUGUGCUGGAUGCCGGUGAUAGUGAUUGGUAUGAGGACCAUCAUCGAGAAGUCUUACAAAGCGCAAGGAGACCUCGCUGUCUGGAUUGCUGUGUUUGCCCUUCCGAUCAACUCGGCCUUGAAUCCUAUCCUGUACACCUUUUCAACAGAACAGGUCAGAGGCAUUCUGAAGAACAAAAUGGAAAAAGUUUGGAACUACUUGAAGACCGUUUUCACCUGCUGUGGUCGUGAUCAGGAAGGAGAUGGGGAGCAACCGAACCAACAGGGAAUAGAAGACAACGAACAACAAGGCGGCGAGGGAGGCCAAGGAGAGGGAGAGCAAGUGAACCAGCACGGAAUGGAAGACAAUCAAGAACAUGGCGGCGAUGGAGGAGAAAUUGAGGGUGAAGAAAUUGAACUGGCAAGUGUUGGUGUGAAUCAUCCACAACAAGGCCAAGGAGAUGGAGAACAACUGAACCAACAGGGCAUGGAAGACAUUGAACAACAUGGCGGCUUGGGAGGGGAAGUCGAGGGUGUAGUUAUCGAAGUGGCAAAUGUUGAUGUGCGUCAUUCACAACAGGGAGGACUUGAUGAAGCCGAAAGAAUCGAACCGGCACCUAUUGGGUAUGCUGAUCCAAAUCAAGGAAAACGGAACCAGAGUUUGAAAAAAGGAGACGAUAAAUUCAGGCAUUCCACCGAAAAGAAACGAGGGAAAAAAUCAAGAUUUUCAACGCGUCGAAAGUCACCUUCGGCUACCGAAGCUGUCCUUGAAGAACACACUUUUGAAGAGGACACAAAACU
Molecule: messenger RNA, 3161 nt
Organism: Pocillopora verrucosa
Lineage: Eukaryota; Metazoa; Cnidaria; Anthozoa; Scleractinia; Pocilloporidae
Source: RefSeq, a predicted model, not a curated record